This is a messenger RNA of Amorphotheca resinae ATCC 22711, 1068 nucleotides long. RefSeq lists its product as hypothetical. Bases 1 to 1068 code for a protein of 355 amino acids. Gene Ontology annotation, biological process: regulation of DNA-templated transcription. The transcript has 2 exons. NCBI's taxonomy places the organism in Eukaryota, Fungi, Ascomycota, Leotiomycetes, Helotiales, Amorphothecaceae. The record is from RefSeq and is a predicted model, not a curated record. Gene Ontology annotation, molecular function: histone acetyltransferase activity.
AUGCCCACCAGUCUCCUCAAGCGACGAGCGUCUCUCACCACGCCCUCCCGCUCUGCGGACGACCAUAGCAACGACGCGAGCAAGACGCACACGGAGAGAAUAGAUAGAGAGAAGGCCCUAGAGCGGAACAUCGACAAUGUGGUGUUUGGCGAUGUGAUGUUCAAGAGCUGGUAUCCGAGCUGGUACCCCAAGGAGAUUAUCGGGGAGAAGGCGCUCAAUGGCGAUGGCAAGGGGAUAGUGGUGCAGACGCUGUAUGUCUGCAAUAGAUGUUUUGCCUAUGCGAAGGUAGUUGAGGACUGGGUGCGGCAUUGUAGGGUGUGUGAGCAGGGAGUCCCUGGGAGAAAGGUGUACGUUCAUGGGGCGGGCGAGGAUGGCGAUGGGGUCUGGAGUGUGUGGGAGGUGGAUGGAGAGGUUGAGACUCUAUUCUGCCAGAAGCUCAGUCUGUUCGCAAAGCUCUUCCUGGAUAAUAAAUCCGUCUUCUUCGAUGUUGCGGGUUUCAACUACUUCCUCCUUGUGCACACUUCACCUACCACGCAUCACCAGCAGAUAGUCGGUUUCUUCUCGAAGGAGAAGCUGUCUUGGGAUAAUAACAAUUUGGCUUGCAUCCUGGUCUUCCCCCCUUGGCAACGGAAAGGCCUCGGUUCUAUAUUGAUGGGCGUAUCCUACGAAAUCUCACGCAGAGAGGAAAUCUUGGGCGGUCCGGAAAAACCGAUCAGUGAUUUGGGAAAGAAGGGUUAUAAGCGGUAUUGGGGAGCGGAGAUUGCGAGGUGGCUAUUAGAGACUAAGGAGACAGAUCUGAAGAGGGGAAAGGGGUUGGUGAGUGUGGAGCAGAUUAGCAGGGAGACCUGGAUACUUGGUGAGGAUUGCUUGACUGUCCUGAGGGAUAUGGGAAUCGUGGAAGCCGCAGGACGCGGGAAAGGGACUGUGGAGAGGGUCAAGGUCGACAAAGCUAAGGUUAGGGAAUGGGUUGAGCAGCAGAAACUGGGACUCGAGAGAGUGGUUGAUACGAACGGGUUUGUGGAGGGUUAUGGGUAUAAGAAAGUCGCGGAUGACGAGGUGGGUGGUUGA